AAAAUGCCAAUAGUGAUUCUGUUGGCAAAAAGAAACGCAGGUUGACUUCCCCCAAAAGAGAGAACUGUACAAAACAGGAGAGGAAGUCUAAGGGUAAAAGUUGGAAUAAAUGUGAAUUUUGUGGAAAGAUCUUCACAAGAUGCAAGAUGCUGAUUCAUCGAAGGAUUCACACAGAUCUGGAGACAAAGCCUCUAGAGGUACAAAAUGCAGCUCCAAAAAGGAAAGGGUUUCAAACAAAUGUGAAUUCUGUGGAAAGGUUCUCAUCAAAAGUAAAAUGUUGAUACACCGGAGGAUUCACACCGGAGAACGUCCGUUUGUGUGUACUAUUUGUGGAGAGGCAUUUGUGUCUAAGGGAGCACUAACAGUUCACAUGGUGAUUCAUAGUGAUGAACGGCCCUUUCCUUGUGAUAUUUGUGAUCGCAGUUUUAAGCGAGCAUUUGAACUAAAGAGUCACAAAAAGAUUCACACAGGGGAAAAGAACCAUGUUUGUGAUAUUUGUGGGUAUUCAUGUAUACAGAGAGCAAACCUGGUGAACCACAGAAAGCGGCACCUCAGUGAAUACAAGUACAAGUGUGAAGUAUGUAACACAGGAUUUUAUACAAAAACAACUUUCCGAGAGCACAAGACUAUUCACACAGGGGAAAAACCAUUCCAGUGUGACAUUUGUGGUUUGGCAUAUCGGUACAGGUACAGGCUUACAUUGCACAAGAAGACGCAUGAUCCUAAUUUUACACCCCCAGAAAAGAAACACCAGUGUGACAUCUGUAAGAAACGGUUUGCACGCAAGCAGGUUAUGUUAUUGCAUCUGAAGUCCCACACAGGAGAAAGCCAGUUUGUGUGUGACAUAUGUGGCAAGAAUGUUGCCAGCAAGGCAUCCCUGAUGGUGCAUGUGAGGACACACACUGGGGAAAAACCGAAUGUGUGUGAUGUUUGUGGUAAAGCAUUUAUAUCUCGCAAUUAUCUCCGUGUUCACCAACGUACACACACUGGAGAAAAGCCACAUACAUGUGACCUAUGUGGAAAGUCCUUCACGCAGCGUUCAACACUUGUAGUGCAUAAGAGGUCUCACACAGGUCAAAGACCAUAUGUAUGUCAUGUUUGCCAGAAAGGGUUUGUUUCGAGAACUCUUCUUGUAACACAUCAGAAAAGUCAUGAGCAUAUGUUCUAAGGAAAGAACAUUUCUGUACAAGAGUGGCUGCCUGUGCAGAGAUUUUUUUUAAGAUGACUAUAGUAGGAUUU
Molecule: messenger RNA, 1239 nt
Organism: Zootermopsis nevadensis
Lineage: Eukaryota; Metazoa; Arthropoda; Insecta; Blattodea; Termopsidae
Biological process (GO): regulation of gene expression
Cellular component (GO): nucleus
Source: RefSeq, a predicted model, not a curated record